AUCCAGCAGAACGGAGCUUGUUUCCAGCCUAACACCGUCAAAAAUCACUGCGACGUCGCCGUUAACAGCUACUACCAGAAGAAAGCUUCCUCCGGCGCCACCUGUGACUUUAGUGGCGCCGCCACUAUCUCUAGCUCCCCUCCGUCAACGGCUUCAAGCUGUUUAACUGGUUCCAGCUAUGCUUGUGGUUUAGAUUACAUCAUCUCGGACAACAAACACACGGUCGGUUGUAACGGAUGCACUGAGAUAUUGCCAACGGCUUAUGGGUUUGUGCAAAUCUGA
Messenger RNA from Thlaspi arvense, 282 nucleotides. The record is from the annotation of a GenBank genome assembly. NCBI's taxonomy places the organism in Eukaryota, Viridiplantae, Streptophyta, Magnoliopsida, Brassicales, Brassicaceae.